UACCACUUUAGGUCGGCGAUUCAGAUCUUGGCGACAACCUCAGUAGGGUUCUUACUAGAGAUUUAUAAUCUUUGGAUAGAUAAGAGUUUUCUGUUGUAAUCGGUAAAGGUUGGAACUUUAUCUCUAAUUCUCUGUUGGGUUGCAUCCUAUGGGUAGACACGAUAGUUCAUCCGAGGAAGAGGAGAGAGUGAGAAGAAGUGAUAGGAGAAGAAGAGAUGUCAGGCGUUCUGAUGAUGAUGACGACCAUAAGAACUCGCGAAGAGAUCUGGAGAAAGGAAGAGAGAGAAGCCGUGGGGAUAAGGUGAGAGCAGAUACCUCUUCUGAUGAGGAAGGAUCGGCGAGGCGGUCGAGAAAAGAUCGGAAAGAAGUUGACUUGGAUUCUGAUGAUGAUAAAGGAAGAGACAGAGAUGAUGGUGAGAGGAGGGUAAGUAAGGGUAGAGUUAGAGCAGACACUUCUUCUGAUGAAGAAGAAGAGAAGCAUGUUGCGAAGGAUACUCGCAGAGGUUUGGAGAAUGAUUAUGAAAGGAGAGGAAGGAAGAGAAGUAGUCCUAAAGGGAGGGAGAGGCGUGAUAGAGAGAGUGGGUAUAGGGGUAGUAGAGUCAUAGCUGAUAAGCCUUCUGAUGAAGACGAUGAUGAUGAUAGGAAAACUAGCAGGAGAGGUGGGAAAGAAAGCGAGAGGAAACCUAGAGAUCGUCAAGCAUCUGAGGAAGGUGAGAUUAAGAGUAGCAGAAGAGAGAAGACUGAUAAAGGAAGUGAAGGUCUCUUAAAGAGGGAUCGGAGGGAGAGAGACUCGUCUGAUAGGCAUCGGAGGGACUAUGGAGGUAGAGAUGAAAACGAGAGACGACACGGUCAUAGAUAUGAGGAUAGUCAAAGAGACAAGCUGAGAAAGGAAGAGAGCAGCAAAAGGGAAGAGAAGAGUGAAGUUGCAAAGCCCAAGUUACCAGAACUCAAUCCAUCUGAUAGCAAUGCUGUCGCUUUGGGGAAAACUGGUGGAGUUUAUAUUCCUCCGUUCAAGCUAGCACGCAUGAUGAAGGAGGUGGAUGACAAGAGCAGUGUAGAGUAUCAACGUCUUACAUGGGAUGCUCUUCGUAAAAGUAUUAACGGGCUGGUGAAUAAGGUCAAUGCAAGCAACAUCAAGAAUAUAAUCCCUGAACUGUUUGCUGAAAAUCUCAUUAGAGGAAGGGGACUUUUCUGCCGUUCUUGUAUGAAGUCUCAAAUGGCAUCUCCUGGAUUCACUGAUGUCUUUGCAGCUUUAGUAGCUGUUAUCAACGCCAAGUUCCCUGAAGUUGCUGAACUUCUAUUGAAAAGGGUCGUUUUGCAGCUAAAGAGAGCGUAUAAGCGUAACGACAAGCCUCAACUGCUAGCUGCUGUGAAAUUUAUAGCACAUUUAGUAAACCAGCAAGUCGCUGAGGAGAUCAUUGCCCUUGAACUAGUCUCUGUGCUUCUGGAAACCCCGACUGAUGACAGUGUCGAGGUGGCUGUUGGGUUCGUGACAGAGUGUGGUGCCAUGCUCCAGGACGUUACACCAAAAGGAUUGCAUGGAAUUUUUGAACGGUUUCGUGGUAUCCUGCACGAGGGAGAUAUUGAUAAGAGAGUUCAAUAUUUGAUUGAAGGGCUUUUUGCUAUUAGGAAAGCGAAGUUUCAGGGACAUCCAGCUGUUCGUCCUGAGCUUGAUCUUGUGGAAGAAAAAUAUUCGCACGAUGUAUCUCUUAAUGAUGAAAUAGUUCCUGAAACCUCACUGGAUGUUUUCAAACCUGAUCCUGACUUCCUUGAGAACGAAAAGAAGUACGAGGCGCUAAAGAAGGAGUUACUUGGUGAGGAUGAGUCUGAGGAUGAAGAUGGCUCUGAUGCUAGUUCAGAUGACAAUGAUGAGGAGGAAGAUGAGUCUGACGAAGAAGAUGAAGAACAAAUGAGAAUUAGAGACGAGACAGAGACUAAUCUUGUUAAUCUUAGAAGGACAAUAUACCUGACCAUUAUGUCCAGCGUCGAUUUUGAGGAAGCAGGUCACAAGUUACUUAAAAUUAAACUUGAACCAGGUCAAGAGAUGGAACUAUGCAUAAUGCUCCUGGAAUGUUGCUCUCAGGAGAGAACAUAUCUGCGCUACUACGGUUUGUUGGGUCAGCGUUUCUGUAUGAUCAACAAAAUUCACCAAGAGAAUUUUGAGAAGUGUUUCGUUCAGCAGUACUCUAUGAUACACCGUCUUGAGACGAACAAGCUGCGUAAUGUAGCUAAGUUUUUUGCCCAUUUACUGGGUACAGAUGCUCUCCCAUGGCAUGUGCUUGCCUACAUUCGGUUAACAGAGGAGGACACUACUUCAUCUUCGCGUAUCUUCAUUAAGAUCCUUUUCCAGGAAUUGUCAGAACACCUGGGGAUUAGGCUGCUUAAUGAGAGGCUUCAGGAUCCAACAAUGCAGGAAUCACUAGAAUCCAUCUUCCCUAAAGAUAAUCCAAAGAACACGAGAUUUGCAAUCAACUUCUUUACCUCCAUCGGUCUUGGAGGCAUCACAGAGAGUCUCAGGGAGUAUCUGAAGAACAUGCCACGCCUCAUCAUGCAACAACAGAAGCAAGUUGCAGAGUCAGAAUCAGGAUCAUCGUCUGGAUCCGACAGUUCUGAUUCCGAGUCUGAUUCAUCUUCUUCUUCUUCUAGUUCGGAUGAAAGCGACAGAGAGAAGAGGAAGCGACGAAGAAGAUCUUGAGAGAGAGGCUGUGUGUGUCAUUUCUACCGAAGUUUCUUCAGAUUUUCAAAUGUUGUUCUCUGGUUAUUCAACUUGAAUUUUACAUGAGACCUCAAUGAACAAAUCCUCUGGAUUCGGUUCUUGCAUAAGGUUGAUGCAUGCAUCAUCAUAUGUAGCUGCCGGUUCUCCCAGCUGGUUGUUUUGGUUUUUCGAAAGCAUAUGUGAACUCAGUGUCAUUCUUAGUUCCUUCCUGUUUAAACUAGUUCGCCUUUGCUCCUUUUGUAAGUUGUAACCUAGCAGAACGCUUGAUACAAUCAAUCAUCUGUGAACUCAGUGUCAUUCUUGCCUUAGUUACUUCUUGUUUAAACUGGUUUGCCUUUGCUACUUUUGUAAGUUGUAGCCUAUCAGAACGUUUAAUACAAUCAAUCAUCUAACUUAAUGUGA
Messenger RNA from Eruca vesicaria subsp. sativa (arugula), 3118 nucleotides. Lineage: Eukaryota; Viridiplantae; Streptophyta; Magnoliopsida; Brassicales; Brassicaceae. The record is from the annotation of a GenBank genome assembly.